Messenger RNA from Phaedon cochleariae (mustard beetle), 1115 nucleotides. Lineage: Eukaryota; Metazoa; Arthropoda; Insecta; Coleoptera; Chrysomelidae. The record is from the annotation of a GenBank genome assembly.
GUCAAUAAAUUCAGAGUGUCAAUGUCUUCAUAACCUCCGAAAAUAUCGGAAAUGGGAUUGAAAAAAAGGCCGACAAAACGGAGGCCAAACAAACCCAAGCAAUGCAACUCAAAAACCAAGAAAUCUACAUCGAAAGUAUUGAACAAAAAUCCUAAACCAGUAUCAGUGACUCGCACUAGCAUUCCAGUGAGAAGCUACGAGCACUGUCACGACAGGUUCCUAACCUAUUCCGAAAUCAGAGAUUUUCUACAGAAAAUGACAACAAACUAUCCAGAAAAGAUCAAAGUAGUCAUCGUUGGACAUUCAAGUGAAGGAAAACCGAUAUACCUAGCGAAAAUCAGCGAGCUUUCCACUGAAGAGCCCAAAAUGGCUACUCUUGUAGAAGCUGGCUCCGAUGGAACUGAUUGGAUGGCCGUAUCCUCAGCCUUAUAUCUCAUCAGCUUCCUCACCAAGAACAACAGCUACACCAAAAUCAUGGACUAUUUGAUCCUACCUUGCUCCAAUCCCGAUGCUUACCAUUACAGCAUAUCAAAUUGCAAAUCUGCGAAAGCGAGCAUCACAAUGAGUUUAUCGAAUAAUUUUCCAUUAACGCUGGGACUGAAUGACGUCACUUCACAGCGUACUGAAGGAGUGUUGCUAGGGAUCAAGAAAUGGAAGGAGAACUUUAAGUUCGGGUCUCCAGAAACCCUUGCUUUGAUAAAGACAAUAACAGCCCACCAGUUCAGCGUGAAACUCUUCAUAUCUUUGCAGGAGGAGGGUGAAAAGAUUGUGUAUCCGUUCGGUUUCUGUAAGGAAAAUGUUGUGGAUUAUGAAGAGCUGAAAGCUGUGGCGAAAUCCGGCCAAACCGCCGUGAAGUGUCGGUGUCUUCAGAUCGGAUCUGUUAUCAAUUUGUGUGGUUUAACAUACGGUACGGUCAUUGAUUUUCUGAGGACGAAUCAGAGAGCUGUGAAGUUCACUUAUAUCUUGCAUUUACGUGUGAAAAAAAAGAAACCUGAGUCGAGAAAUAUUAUCAGUUGUGGAAAUGAUGUUUUGAAUUGUGUGAGGGCGAUGGCGAGGAAUGUCUUCAUGCAUUACAAGAAAUUUGAAGAUAAUAAACGUUGUACAAGCUGAAUGUU